This is a messenger RNA of Cornus florida, 3331 nucleotides long. Its product is annotated as membrane protein of ER body-like protein. The record is from RefSeq and is a predicted model, not a curated record. Gene Ontology annotation, biological process: intracellular manganese ion homeostasis. The coding region runs from base 118 to 3138 and encodes 1006 amino acids. Gene Ontology annotation, molecular function: manganese ion transmembrane transporter activity. Lineage: Eukaryota; Viridiplantae; Streptophyta; Magnoliopsida; Cornales; Cornaceae. The transcript is spliced from 11 exons.
AAUAAAAGAAAUUAGAAAAAGCUGAGGAACCACAGUGACAGAGAUAAAUAAAGACGUGUCUGUAAAGAAAGAGAGCCAGGCAGAUAGUGUGCUUCUUUCUUUCUUUCGAGGAAUAGAAUGGAAAAAGGUGAGCCACAAUGGGAGCCACAGGUGGAGGGGAAAGAGGAAGAGGAAGAGGAAGAGGAAGAGAUAGAAACAGUGGAAGUGGCUUUGCGAGGAAGAAGGAAUCGAAAUCGCGACAAUGACGCUAUUUCUACUACUACUACUACUGCUACUACUGCUACUACUACUACAGUUACUGUUACUGUUAGUAAUGGCAAGACCUCAGAGUCUUUCAAUGGAGAUAGAUCUAUAAUCCAAGAACAACAAUUUAAAGAGGAAGACCUUCAAUUUAUUAAUGAAUUUGAUGUCCAGAAAGGAAUUGAAAAAGAAGAUGGACAACAAAUUUCAGAAAGGAACGUUUACUAUGACCAACAUCAAGGAAUAUGGAAAUGUCAAAACUGCUGUUGGACCUACCAAAGUGAAAGUCCUUGGAUUGACCAUACUCAGAACCAUAUAUCGCUUUUGCAUAUGUCGAUGAACGUCAAAACUGUAAAUCAACAAGGACCAUGUUUCGUUUGUGAAACUGAAGAUGCUGAGCCCAUCCAUGGAUCUUUUGUAACGGAACAUACACUUGGAUUUUCUGGAACAGAAGAUAGUAGUGUUCAAUGUUCUGCUUCUGAGAGAAAUCCUAGAGAUGACGGAGUAGAUGUCACAGUAAAGAAUCUUAACGUUCAAAGGAGUCUUAGUAAUGUAACUGACCAUCAAUACGAGCAAAAUCUGAAGGACAAUGGCUUGUCUGGUUUCAGUCACCUGCCUACUGAAAAUUUGUCUGAAGAACAUAAUAAGAGUUCUAAUUCUUUCAACAACAAUAUUAUAGAUCUUGCAGAUAUUAACCUUGUAAAAGAGAGUCACCAGGAAAUAACAGAAUUAGAUAUUGAGAGUGUGUUAGAGAAGCAGGAUACACAUGAUUUGUACUGCCCUAAUUGUAAUUCUUGUAUUACCAGAAGGGUUAUUCUUCGCAAAAGAAAACACAAAAUUCGAAAUCCCGGCGUAGAUGCAAAGCGUAACAAAUUGAAUAAACUGGUUCACUCUGAGUUGGAUUCUAUUUCUGCACAUGCAACAAAUGAUCAAGGUCAUGAUGCAGUUGACAUGCCUCUGGAUGAUAGCACAACACCUGCAGCCAUUGACUACAAUCGUCAGAGGGAACCAGAAAUAUUCAGAUGCUUAUCCUGCUUCAGCUUUUUCAUUCCAACAACAGGAAAUAGUUUUAAAAGUGAGAAGGAGAACACACAAAACCUUGAAGAGGCACCGGUAAUGAACAAAAAUUGGUUUUUCUCUAUUUUCUCAUCAUAUAAGGGGGAAACAUCAUCUGAACAAGGAAGUGGUCGGAGGGAAGAUGUGGAAAAUGAUAAUGUUGGAACCCUGAUUCCAUCAUUUAACUUGAAUAUUCAGUAUGGUCAAGUCUCAUCAGUACAAGAGGAACCAUCACCUUCUCAAUUGCCUGGUGUUGGAGGACUUGUAAAUGGUAGUACAACUAAACCUCAGGAAGGUAGAUAUGAUGUGCUGCCUACUUCAGCACAAGGUCCUGAACUGCUUGGAAAAGUGACAGUCGAUGUAGGAGAGAAAAUAGAUGAAAAAAUGAAAAAAGGCACAGGAGGGGCUGCACUAGAUCAUUCUGAAGUAGAUAAUAGUGAUCAGUUGAGGUCAUCGAGCACUUCCAAUGGAAUGCUACUCAAUCGUGAACAUGAUCGUCCAGCAACACAACUUACCAGCGGAACUCCGGUUAAUAUUGGGGAACCUGCAGAAAAUGUUACUUUGAUACCUCAACAAGAUGGACUAAAGCUUUUAAUUCCUUCAGAUGCCGGGGCUUUAAUUUAUGAGGAAUCAAAGACAGACCAGAAACUCAAUGAGGCUAUAGAAGAGAAAACUGAAGAUGGAGGCAACCACUUUGAACUUUCUCAACAUACCAUCACUGAAACGAAAGUGUUCAUUCAUACAGAGGAACCCUUGAAGGCUGAUAGCGAUGCCCUUAUUCCGCCAGUACAGGAUUCAUUACUUCAAGAGACCCAAAUCAAUGUUGGUAAAGAUUCAAAGGAUAUGCAUGCGGAAAGUAAUGCGGAUGGAUCAUAUCGCAUUGAACUUUCUCAACAUACCAUCACUGGAACCAAAUUGGUCAUUCAUACAGAGGAACCCUUGAAAGCUGAUAGGGAUGUCCUUAUUCCACAAGUACAGGAUUCAUUACACCAAGAGAAGCAAAUCAACAUUGGUAAAGAUUCGAAGGAUAUGCGUGCUGAAAGAAAUGCGGACAAUGAUACAAUAAUACAAGUAGAAGAGCCAGUCGAACCAGCAGCUUCUCAAAUGGCCCAAACUAUUAUCACUUCAGCAGAAACAGGGACUAUGCCAAGUAUUGAGACUCAAAUUCGUGUGGGCGAUCAAAAGGGCAUUGAAGCUAGAGAAGUUUAUGGAUUGGAUAUAAUAAAAAGCAUUGUAUAUGGUGGCUUGAUUGAAUCAAUUACAAGCCUAGGUGUUGUGUCCUCUGCAGCUGGUGCUGAUGCUUCCACAUUGAAUGUUUUGGCUUUGGGAUUGGCUAAUCUGAUUGGUGGUCUUUUCCUCAUUGGUCAUAAUCUUUGGGAUAUGAAAAAUGACAGUUCUGAGAGCGCCUCCAAUCAAGCAACUAACCAAGUAAAUCGGUACCAAGAACUACUAGGCCGCAGAGAGAAUUUUUUCCUUCAUGCAACUGUUGCUGUGUUAUCGUUCCUCGUUUUUGGCAUAUUGCCUCCUGUCGUCUUUGGCUUCUCGUUUCGAGAGAGUGACAACAGUGAUUACAAGCUUCUGGCAGUUGCAGCAGCUUCUCUUUUAUGCAUCAUUAUACUUGCAAUUGGAAAGGCGUACAUUCAGAGGCCAGCCAAGUCUUAUAUUAAAACGGUGUUGUACUAUGUUAUCAUGGGAUUUAUGGCCUCGGGUGUUUCUUAUGUGGUAGGGACUCUGAUCAAGGAACUCCUCGAAAAGCUCGGUUUGUUCCAGUCAAGUUUGGACGUUGCCAUUCCCCUACUUGAGAAGGCACCAAUGGAGCCAGCAUGGAGAUCAUCCUAUUGAUGUCACAAAUUACAACAAAUGCAGAGUUUUUAAGAGACUUGAUCGUAGCAGAGCGGCAUAGCUGAAAGUAGAUGAAAAAGAGCUCCUUGGGUCAAGUAUUUUUGUAUUUCAUGAAUGACAAGAAAACCCAUUGAAAUUUGACCAGCAACAUUUCUGCUGGUUUCCUAAUAAAAAGUUGGGUUUAUUUAAAUAA